AUGGCGGCCGUUGUCAAUCGCCGUAUUUUGUUAUUACUGUAUUUAAGACGUCGUAUGCGAAGAUGCAAGAAGUAUAGAAAGCGUUUUUGGGUUAGGCCGAUAUUCGAAAGACGACAACAGCAUGGGGAAUACUUCAGAUUGGUAAAAGAAAUGAAAGAAGAAGAUCACGAAAGCUAUUUUGCCUACUUCAGAAUGCUCCCUCGACAUUUUGAUUUUUUACUAUCUCUGGUCGCGCCUCUUAUCUCUAAAUGCAGCACAAGAAGGGAUGCUAUUUCUCCGUCAGAAAGGCUUGCUUUGACUUUACGUUAUUUGGCGUCGGGUGACAGCCCUCAAAGCUUAUCAUUCAGCUACAGGAUUGGUAUGACAACAGUACAUAAAAUAAUUGGUGAAGUUACAGAAGCAAUUUGGUCUACUCUCUUUAAGAAAGGAUAUAUUAAAGCUCCAGAGAGUUCUUUUGAGUGGGAGAAAGUAGCAGAAGAGUUCGAAAAAAGGUGGAACUUUCCUCACUGUUGUGGAGCAAUGGAUGGAAAGCACAUUAGAAUGCAAGCUCCCCCAUCAGCUGGUAGCAGAUAUUUCAACUAUAAACUGUGGCAUAGUAUUGUCCUACUUGCAGUUGUAUCAGCUGAUUACACUUUUCUCUUGGUUGAUGUUGGUGAUUGUGGUCGUCAUAGUGAUGGUGGUGUUCUGCAGAAUUCCCAGUUUGGUGAAGCACUAGUAACAAAUCAACUAGGUCUACCAUGCCCUAAACCACUUGCUGGUGCCCAUCCAAAUGGAAAGAUUCCUUACAUGUUCGUGGCCGAUGAAGCAUUUCCAUUAAGAUGCAACAUUAUGCGUCCUUAUCCAGGUAAACACCUGACAGAAGAAAAAAGGGUUUUGAAUUACCACUUGUCAAGGGCAAGAAGGAUUGUUGGAAAUGCUUUUGGCAUAGCCGCAUCACGCUUCCGCAUCUUAAGACAAGAAAUUAUUGCCCAUCCGAGCAAAGUGGAAGCAAUUUCCAAAGCAGUGGUUGCUUGGCAUAAUUAUCUCAUUAUUUCUGAGCAACACGUACCUGCUGGAUCUAGGAUGUAUUGCCCACCAGGAUUUGUAGACAAUGAAGACAGGUAA
Messenger RNA from Xenia sp. Carnegie-2017, 1104 nucleotides. Its product is annotated as protein ALP1-like. Lineage: Eukaryota; Metazoa; Cnidaria; Anthozoa; Malacalcyonacea; Xeniidae. The coding region runs from base 1 to 1104 and encodes 367 amino acids. The transcript has a single exon. The record is from RefSeq and is a predicted model, not a curated record.